CAGGUGCAAAUGCUCCCUAUCCCAUCUCGACCUCCCUCCCCCACUCCGCGCACCUCACCUCAUCCUAUGUCACAGCGCCGCCCAUACCGUGACUUCUCCACCUUUGCAUAAUUUCACAACUUCACCGACCAUUUGCGACAAUACCCAACCUAAAAAAAGCACGGAACAUAUUCUCUUAACACCCAGCAAUACACCAGAGCCGUCGACAGAGAACAUAUCACAUCCUUUCCGUCACCAUUCGAGCUUCCGCCCGUCUACACGACUACUUUGCCCCGCCUUCGGUUGCUCAUUGCCCUCCUCUAUUCCUUUCCGUCACUGGCCGCCUACCUUCGCAAUGGCCGAUAACAACAUUACCGAAGACUCAAGUCUCUCCCCAAAACAGUCUCCGUCUAUUCCAACUCCACUACAGCCAAUUGGGAAUGUUGCAAGCCCGCGAUCACCACCGCCCACCGGUCUGAAGAUAGGCUCGCCGAACCCAAACUCACAUACCCCCAGUGCUCACCGUUCAAGCUUUGCGGAGAAUAUGCGCGGCAUUCCUCACAGCCCACGAGCAUCAAGACAGCCCAGCUUGACCCAACAAGCUCUUCAGGAUCUCCUAAAUAACCCUCCGAAUAAGAAUGCAGACCCCAAGUUCAUAGGGAGAGACUGGAAAAGCAUUAGGAUUGGAGAGGUUGUAGAUAAGGGUCUAGUGAGAUGGGUGGAGGACGGAACAAGUGUCGAGGAAGCUACGAAUUUACUCGUUGAAUCCGGUGCACCUAACGUCGUUCUUCUUCGAGAGUCAAAAGAAUCCCAGACCGCGACUGGAACCUUCGAUUACAGCGAUCUGAAUGCCUACCUCCUACUCGUCGUUGGACUGGCUCACCCAUCUGAGGAUGAAGUCGCAUCCUUCGACCAACUCGCCAAGAAGGGGCGAGAAGGCAAGCCUAUCCCAUUGAAAGAUGUCAAAGAGCUUGGAAAGAAGGAACCAAUGAUAUUUCUGCCUCAUACUGCGGAUUUGACGAAGGCAAUGGAGGUAUUCGGCAGUGGAGUGCAUCGAGUGCUAGUGGUUGAGGAGCAUACAACAAACGUUGUAGGUGUCCUCACACAGCUCCGAAUGGUGAAGUUCUUCUGGGAGAAUCGCUCUGCUUUCCCAGCGGUUGAUCAAUUGUAUCCGCAGCUGAUCAAGGAUCUGCACAUCGGCUCGCAGACAGUUGUUGCUAUAAAUGGUGACAAGCCCUUGACCGACGCGCUAGAGCUCAUGCACAACGAGGGGAUCAGCUCUCUGCCCGUCCUUGACGCUCAAAAUAAUGUCAUUGGUAACAUCUCUCACAUCGACGUUCGCCUGCUCACCAAGUCAACAUCUCUUCCACUUCUACGCUCCUCCUGCAUCCACUUCAUUUCUGUUAUUCUUACAGAACGCGGCGUGAAUGACGGUAAAGACUCUUUCCCCGUCUUUCAUGUCACACCAGUCUCAACUGUCGCCCAUACGGUCGCGAAGCUCGUUGCCACCCGUUCUCAUCGAAUGUGGGUCGUAGAGACACCAUCACCAGCCUCUUCUGGACCUCCAACGCCAGCUGCAACGCCCGCUAUUCUUGUCCCACCUUCCCCCAUUACGCCCCUCCCCUCGGCCCAACAGCCAUUUGCCCAAGGUCCUCCCACCUCUCCCCACCUCUCCUCAUCAGCUGCCGCACCCGCGCCUGCUAUCUCUGCAGCCUCCAUCCCUGGCGCAAGCCUCUCUGGUAGACUCAAUGGUGUGAUCAGCUUGACAGACAUCCUCAAUCUCUUCGCCAGGGCAAGCGGCCUGCAUCCCCACGACCCCGAUGAGGCGAGACGCGCUAGGCGGAGAUCUAGCAGCUCUUCCAUGCGUCGCAGCAUCGACAGCUCACGAAGUGAAAGCAUGAGCGGCAGGAGGGGCAGCAUCAGUGAGCGGAGCCAAGCCCAAGGCUUAGGCAUCAUCCGUGGAAGGGGGAGCACAGCCGAGAGAGGAGGGCAGCAAUAGUGUGCUCUCUUCCAUGUGGCACAAUGAAAUGAACGUCGAUUACGAAAUGAAUUUUAACAGAAAAAAGCAUAUUAAGGACUCCACACUGUCUGAUCCAAUUCACUUUUGCGCUACUAUGGAAGUCUUUGUUUUUCCCCGUCCCCUUCCCCUUCCCACCCGUUCAACGAGUCAAUUGCGUGUUUUACUUUGCGAGAUGUGCGGCGUUUCUCUUUUUGGGCGGUAUCACAUGUGUUUACUUCAUUUCUUUACUUCCCUUGCUCAAUCUAACGGGUGGAAGGAUAUGUUUUCCCCUUUCCUAUAACGAAAGCCAGGACAACCUGGCGACAGAAUGGAAUUUUUCUAGAAUAUGUUUUUUUUUGUAAGCAUGGGACUGCAACAGGGCGGGGAAGGGAAAGCAAUUAUCAUGAGAUUAUGAGAGUGACGCAAUUGAAAUAAUAAUUUCA
This is a messenger RNA of Aaosphaeria arxii CBS 175.79, 2421 nucleotides long. RefSeq lists its product as uncharacterized. The record is from RefSeq and is a predicted model, not a curated record. NCBI's taxonomy places the organism in Eukaryota, Fungi, Ascomycota, Dothideomycetes, Pleosporales. Bases 335 to 1978 code for a protein of 547 amino acids. Gene Ontology annotation, molecular function: protein serine/threonine phosphatase inhibitor activity. The transcript is spliced from 4 exons. Gene Ontology annotation, biological process: regulation of mitotic metaphase/anaphase transition; cellular response to glucose starvation.